AUGUCUCCCGUUUUGGCUUUCUCCGUGGAGAGGCUUGGUGCCAGUUCACGUCUUAACGAGGGCGCCGAGGCCUUUGCCGAAACUGUCGCCUCCAUUCCAGAAGCGGUCCAGGUCGGUGCCCGCCGCGUUCAGGAAGGUCUUGCUGCUGUGGCCAGAAGCGUCUCGAGAUCCUUCAGCGCAGGCCCAUCCUAUGCCCACCGUCAGAAGGCCGAGGAGCGAGCGGCAGCACGGGCUGCAAAGGAAGCUGCCAAGCAGUACCAGAAACUACAGUGGACUGAGGCCAUGGAGAGAAACCUUCAGAUGCUGAAAACCAUCAUGGAGCACCGCCGCAAUGAGAUCAUGCUCGCAGAGAUGAGCAAGGAGUGGGACAAGAAGGCGUCUUUGGAGGAUGAGCUGAAAGAUUUGAAGGUGCGCCAGGCUAGGCUUUCAUGUGCUCUCUGGGUGCAACCGGAAGAUCUCCCCAGCUCAAUGCAGCUUCUUGAAUCUGAGAACCCUCAGCAGCUACAACGAGAAUUGGAAGCGACAUUGGAGAAGCUGGGGUUGGUUCCACCUCGAGGCGCGCUGGAUGCAUGCCAGCUUGUUGCUCCCACUCUGGAGCAGGCGCAUGUUAUCGCAGAGACUAAGAGGGAGCAACCACCUACGACGCCCAUGGCAGCUCCUGUUUUGGAGGCACCCGCUCCUGUUCCGGCUUCGGCAGCUCCCAGCGCAGCAGACUCGCAGCAGCAGACGUUGGCCCUAAGCGGGCUUAAGCUUCCACUCCGAUCGCUUGCGCAGCCAGGACAGGCCGAGUCACCCUCCAAGCAUCAUCCGCACAGUUCGGGGCAGAGAGGCCCACGGCCUCAGACACCGCGUCGCACCUCGUCUGGUCAGAAAGGCAAGGAGGGCAAGGGCGGGAAGCCCGUUGGAGAUGUUGGCAAAGGGUCCACAGUGGCCUUAGGGUUCAGUGACCCACAUGGCAGCGAAAGCAAGAGGUUCAUUGAAGUUUGCACUGAUGAGGCGGACAGGGUUGCUGACACAAACACGAGCGGUCCUGGCAAGGGCAAGGGGAUAACAGCACCUGGCAAAGGCAAAGGCAAGAAGGGUCCCCCAAUGCCCGGCUCUGCUCUUCCUAGCGGUGAAGUUGCUGGAAAAGGCAAGGGAAAGAAGGGACCAGCGCUUCCCGCUGGCAAGGGUGGUCGCAUUCGGAAGGUGACCCCUUUGGGCCGCCGGUUCCACUGGAAAGAACUACCGGCUGACAAGCUCAAAGGCACAGUCUUUGACGACAUCAACUCCUCCAACAGCUUAGAAAUGCAAUUCGAGGGGCUGAAGAAUUAUUUUGCAGAUGAUGACGAAUUGGGCAAAACGCCUGGAGCAGCGGCAGCCAAGGACAAUGCCCCCAUCACCGUUUUCGAGAACUCCCGCACUCAGAACAUCGCCAUCGUUCUUCGUGGCAUUUUUGGCCAGAUGCCCACUUUGCAGGUGGCCUGGGGGUUUGUCUCCAACACUAAAGCCAGAUCUUGUAGCACCUUGACAUAA
Symbiodinium pilosum is the source of this 1515-nucleotide messenger RNA. Lineage: Eukaryota; Dinophyceae; Suessiales; Symbiodiniaceae. The record is from the annotation of a GenBank genome assembly.